CAAAGUGCCGAUUACCUGCUCUGGCUCUCUUUGGCCUUGCAGACUCUCCCAGGCCCGCCUUCUGCCAUGUCGUCUUCCAAGGGAAGGGGGGCCAAGAAGACGAAGCUGCCCCUGGCCACGCGGAAGGGACCUCUGGAGGUGCCGUCCCCCACCGAGAGGGACUGGUCGAAGGAGGAGGACGAGGGUUAUGUCUUCUGGGAUCCAGAUGAGGAGCAGGAUUCCCUGCCUCAGCCUUAUCGUAUGAUCAACAAACUGGUGAACUACCUGUUCGACCGGUCGUGGGAUGUGAUCCAACAGAGGGAUGUGCUGCAGGAAGCACAGCGCAGCCGGGUGCAGCCCACCACAUAUGCCCCCCAGGCUGAAAGCAAGCUCAGCAGUGCACCCACCUGUAUGGCCUUUUCCCAGGAGUAUUUGUUUGUCGGUGGAGCCAAAGGCUUCUCCAUCUAUAACCCGUUCAGUGGGAAACAGCUGUACGUGUGGGAGAAGCUGAAGGUGGAUGUCACUUCCAUCUGGACCAUGGACUUAGAUUCUGAAACUCUCCUUGUGCUUCUGGAUGAAACAGGCAUUGUCAGACUCUUCUACUUCUGCAGAGAAAGUCUUUACUUCAUCAAGACCAUCAAUGACAUUGCACUACGUUCAAAAGCCCCCUGGAAGUCUUCUCUCGGGUGGAGGACUGCAGCAGCCUGGGCUGGGGCCAGAACCACUACAUCAAGGAGACGCAGUGGGAACAGGAAGCUGCUAUGUUCAGUGCGGCCUACAAGGGCUACCUGUGUGCGGAGGGCGAGGACGAGCUGCUCAGCACGACGGCCACGUUCCACUUCCUCCUCUAUAGCAGUCUCAUCUCCCUGCCCUCGGAAGCCAGGAGCCCCGGGGGGGUGCCCUGUCUCCUCGGCCUGCACUGGACCGGGAGGCACAACUUCUUCUUCUUCUCGCUUAGCCGGACUCUGAAGGACAAGGCGGACCCUGAGGGUGUGUGGCCCUUCGCUGCCCCCAUCAC
Molecule: messenger RNA, 997 nt
Organism: Sorex fumeus (smoky shrew)
Lineage: Eukaryota; Metazoa; Chordata; Mammalia; Eulipotyphla; Soricidae
Gene: WDR93
Product: WD repeat domain 93
Exons: 8
Coding region: 67-948 (293 amino acids)
Molecular function (GO): protein binding
Source: RefSeq, a predicted model, not a curated record